This is a messenger RNA of Hypanus sabinus (Atlantic stingray), 2721 nucleotides long. RefSeq names its product polymerase (DNA-directed), epsilon 4, accessory subunit (gene pole4). NCBI's taxonomy places the organism in Eukaryota, Metazoa, Chordata, Chondrichthyes, Myliobatiformes, Dasyatidae. The record is from RefSeq and is a predicted model, not a curated record. Gene Ontology annotation, molecular function: protein heterodimerization activity. Bases 108 to 488 code for a protein of 126 amino acids. Gene Ontology annotation, cellular component: nucleus; epsilon DNA polymerase complex. The transcript is spliced from 4 exons.
CGACCCAGACACCGCGAGACCACGGUACCUCCGCGAGAUCAGGUCGGGUGGAGCGCAUGCGCGGAGCCGUCCUGGCGCUUCGAGAGGAUGUUGAUCAGAACUAAUAUAUGAAGCGGGAAGGGCCGGCGAUGGAGGAUUUGGAGAGCGCGGUGGCGGACGAGCGUGAUCAGGAGAACCGGCAAAGCGCGCAGCUCGACGCCGAGGCUGAGGCGGAGCGGCCGAACUCGGGCGCACAACAGAAACUGCUCCGCCUGCCGCUGAGCCGUAUCAAGGGGCUGAUAAAAGCGGAUCCCGAGGUGACGCUGGCGAGUCAGGAGGCCGUAUUCGCCAUCGGCAAGGCCACGGAGCUGUUUGUUGAGGUGAUUGCAAAGGAUGCAUGCACAUAUGCACUGCAAGCAAAGCGUAAAACUAUCCAGCGGAAAGACUUGGAUAAUGCAGUAGAUGCUGCAGAUGAAUUCGCAUUUUUAGAAGGCAAGUUUGUGUUGUAGCCAUUUAUUUUUGUCAUACAAGUUUUUGUUAUCUAGUUCUGGCUCCCUCAUAAUUCCUGGACUUUGAUCCCUCUGUCAGAAAUUUGAGAGAUGAACUGAGGGUUUUGUCACUUGUUUCAAGUUUGCACAGUCGGAGGAGGCAUUGAUGCAAGUGACAAUAUUGCCUUGAGUUUCAUCGCUGAUGUAAAAUGUUUUUGAUUUACUGUUCACAGUGAGCAGAAAGCACUAGUAUAACAUCCCCAUCCUGUUGCUUUUAACCACUUUUCUAAUCUUAAAAGUUGACAUGAUUUCAAUUUCAAAUAGAAUGGUAGUAAAUGUCAUAGUUUUAUAAAUGCACAUUUUUGAAUUUGUGGGUGUGGUAUUUAAUAUAUAUCUAAAUCAGACAGACAGACAUACUUCAUUGAUCCAGAGGGAAAUUGUGUUUCGUUACAGCCGCACCAACCAGGAUUAGUGAAGAAAUAUAGCAAUAUAAAAUCAUAAAUAAUUAAAUAAUGAUAAGUUAAUCAUGCCCAGUGGAAAUAAGUCCAGGACCAGCCUAUUGGCUCAGGAUGUCUGACACUCCUAGGGAGGAGUUGUAAAGUUUGAUGGCCACAGGCAGGAAUGACUUCCUAUGACGCUCAGUGUUACAUCUCGGUGGAAUGAGUCUCUGGCUGAAUAUACUCCUGUGCCUAACCAGUACAUUAUGGAGUGGAUGGGAGUCAUUGUCCAAAAUGGCAUGCAACUUGGACAGCAUCCUCUUUUCAGACACCACCAUCAGAGAGUCCAGUUCCACCCCCACAACAUCACUGGCCUUACGAAUAAGUUUAUUUGAUUUUGUUGGUGUCUGCUACCCUCAGCCUGCUGCCCCAGCACACAACAGCAAACAUGAUAGCACUGGCCAGCACAGCUUCGUAGAACAUCCUCAGCAUCGUCCGGCAGAUGUUAAAGGACCUCAGUCUCUUCAGGAAAUAGAGACGGCUGUGACCCUUCUUGUAGACAGCCUCAGUGGAAUCCAUCACUGAAAAAAUGUUAUUAAGUGUUUAUUUCUUCAAAGCAGCCAUUCUCAUUACUUCGUUAUAUUUUGUAUAGUAUGUCCAAAAGUCUACUGAUCCUAAUUUGCAUUCGUCUUGACUUUAAUCUACAUCCCUUGCCUUAGCCAUAAAAAAGAAGCAAUAUAGUCUCAGCAAGACAUCAAAUGUAUUCUUUUCCUUAGAUGCUGCCUGGCCUGCUGAGUUCCUCCAGCAUUUUGUGUGUGUUACAAUAUUCUGUUAUUUUGUUUAUGAAAUCCUUCUAACAGCUUGUUUAAAAUAUUUUUUAAUUGGUUUAACAUUUACUGACAAUUGAAUCACUUUUUUGGUAUUUUUUGUUAAUCUUUGUAUCUGUCCGCAAUUUUGACUCUCUUGCAAUAUACCUAAUGUCAACAUUGCUUAUAACAUUGGAUAGUGUGUACCAUUGGAAAAAGCUCAGAAAAUGUGUAGUUGAUGGUUGGGUUGAAUUGUUCUCUGAUAUUGGUGAGAAAAUGUUUUCAAAUGGAUUGCCAAGAUUGGAGAACAACUCAUCCCAACCAGUCUAUAUUGUACACAGAAGUGAUCCCUAUACAGAGGUCUCCAGAACAAUGCAACUUUGUUCAGCUCUGUGUUUCAGUUACACAAGAAGCGCUGUAGCACAUUAAUUAUAACAAAAUGUAUGAGCUAAGUGUUAAUCCAAGGUCCUAGCAGGUGAAUGUAAAACACUGCAUGAUCUUUGAAAAAGUUUUGUGAUACUUAUUAGUGUACUGUCCUUCUGUGUCCUGUUUGCUGUUCACGGAUUUUCCAUAUGAAGAACCUUGGAGCAUCUGAAGUUGCUGACUUGAAAUAUUCCAUCCAAUGGGAAAUGCUGCCCUAGUAUAUGUAGCUUUUUAGUUCAAGAUUUCAUUGUAUUUUCUUAUGAUUUCACAGUCUUUGUGAAUGGCAGUUUUGUGACUUUCAUGUGCUUCUUUCCUUUGGAUGGAAGAUACAAUUGAUAGUGAAGCAUUAGUGAGAGAUUUAUUGGUUAUUAUAGUGAAGCUAGAUCAUAUGACUUAAAACUGAUUAAUCCAUUUAUUGCUCUUUUUAGAAAGACAAUGGUGCCAUUCAUCAAUAUAUGUCAAAUGUUCAUAUUUUCCUGUGCCAUUAUAAAGACAGGGGAGGCAAUAGCCUUUGUUACUUGGGUAUAUAUUAUUAGAAUGUUUGCUGCAAGUUUGUAUGUCUUGGGGUGUUUCAUGCUCUUAUUAUUC